AUGCCUUAUCUCGAUCAGUACAGCCCCUUGUACUCAUACGCGGGUGGCAGCACGCGCACUGGCGUCGGGGGCUUAAGAGCAGCUGAACACCUCGGAAGAGCACUCGCAGAAGUAGACGGUCUUUUCGCCGGCUUCACCCACCUGGAUGAAACAGAACCUGAAUCGAGAACCAGUCGCUCGAGUAGCCGUCAGGACGACCUUGCGCUUGAGUUGGACUCGUUAUGCAGCACAGCUCCCAACAGUACCAGUACCCCAGACUCACAGCCUGAUUCUACCGACCCCAGAAAUCAGGCUCGGGAAAAUGCUUGGGCGUCCAUACGAACUGUUCGCGAGGGAAUGCAAAUUCUCUGGGAACAUUUCGUCGACGUUUCUUACGAUGUCAACCUCCCAACCAUCAACAACAUCCGCGCCAAUUACUACGACUCCAAAGGACUUCGUCAAGCAGGAGUCUUUGCUUUUCGCAACACAUUAACUGGGCCAGCACCAAAUGAUCUCAUCAAGAUCUUCGCCUUCUGCAGUUUAUCGUACGUCGUGUCGCGUCUUCUUUACUCAAGAGGGCGGUUAGCAGAAGGCGACAUCCUCGCUGGCAUCCGCUUGUGGCUCAACGCUCUCGAGGAUGAAGAUGAGCGAAAGGCCUUCGAAAUUCUCGCACAGCGGCUUUGGCCCGAAGCUCGAAACCAUCUCCAUUUCACUGAUUUGAACAUGGGAGAGCAAUCGCGCAAGCUGUCGACCUCUCUGCAACGAGGUGGGACGCCAGUCUCGACACCGUCCACCCAGACAUACCCAGUCUUGCCACUUGCCAGCCUUGGGCCUCAAACACAGUCGAUGUAUGAGCAACCAGCACCGGCGUAUUCAUACGAGUUGGGAAACUCCCAUGACCUGGCCACUGCACCAGGUCUUGAGGCCAUAGAUCCUGUGUUCGCGAACAUACUUGCGACAGACAUUUCGCCAGCCUACGUUCAGAAUCUGACCGAUCGGACAUACGACGAGUUCAAUUUCUCGCUCACACUCCCUGGAGCAAACGCUCCAGUUCCUGAACCUGGCCCAAUUCUCUGGCAUGGGUUCGACCCGGGCCCAGUGCAACCCCCUCACCUCGAUGCCGGCGCAAUUGGAGGCACCGCGCCUUGGAGCGCGACACUGCAAUCCAAUGCAGGCAGUCCAGUGACUAGCCCCUUGAGCCACGACUCGCAAAGCCGAUCGCUAUCAAGCACGCCGAUUGGCGAUAUCCUAGCAGUACUGCAGCAAACAUCUGUGUUCAAAGCUGUCCUGGAGUACAUACGAGAACACGGAGAAUUCUGGUUCGAGCUUGCUGGCCGCGGACUGGUGUCAAAAGACCUCCGGUCAUGUCUCGCCUGGAGUCAAGAGCGCUCAAGAAAGAGAAAACAGAUAGAGGCCUGUUAUAUACAGCCCCUAUCGUCAGAAAAGCACACUAGGGACCUACCAGCUCGUGGAAUAGUCUCCGUUGUGGAAGCAUUCUUCGAUCAAGGCUUGUUGCAAAGCAUCGAGGACAUCAAAAGCUACAUGGAACGUGUCGCUAGUCUAAUGUUCAGCGACCGAGUCGCUUGCCAGGAGUUCCGCGACUGGGUCCACCGCGUUCAGGGAAGUCCAAAGCCUUCGACGUCGACUCCCAUGCCAACUGCUAAGCUAACGGCAUUACUACAACAAACAUGA
This is a messenger RNA of Fusarium musae, 1671 nucleotides long. RefSeq lists its product as uncharacterized. The transcript is spliced from 3 exons. Bases 1 to 1671 code for a protein of 556 amino acids. The record is from RefSeq and is a predicted model, not a curated record. Lineage: Eukaryota; Fungi; Ascomycota; Sordariomycetes; Hypocreales; Nectriaceae.